AUGGACCAGCUCUGUGUGAGCCAGAGCACCUCCUCUCGGCCCAGAGCACCUCCUCUCAGGCCAGAGCACCUCCUCUCGGCCCAGAGCACCUCCUCUCGGCCCAGAGCACCUCCUCUCGGCCCAGAGCACCUCCUCUCGGCCCAGAGCACCUCCUCUCGGCCAGAGCACCUCUCUCGGCCAGAGCACCUCCUCUCGGGCCAGAGCACCUCCUCUCGGGCCAGAGCACCUCCUCUCGGGCCAGAGCACCUCCUCUCGGGCCAGAGCACCUCCUCUCGGGCCAGAGCACCUCUUCUCGGGCCAGAGCACCUCUUCUCGGGCCAGAGCACCUCUUCUCGGGCCAGAGCACUCUCUCGGGCCAGAGCACCUCUUCUCGGGCCAGAGCACCUCUUCUCGGGCCAGAGCACCUCUUCUCGGGCCAGAGCACCUCUUCUCGGGCCAGAGCACCUCUUCUCGGCAGAGCCAGAGCACCUCUUCUCGGCCAGAGCACCUCUUCUCGGGCCAGAGCACCUCUUCUCGGGCCAGAGCACCUCUUCUCGGGCCAGAGCACCUCUUCUCGGGCCAGAGCACCUCUUCUCGGGCCAGAGCACCUCUUCUCGGGCCAGAGCACCUCUUCUCGGGGCCAGAGCACCUCUUCUCGGGCCAGAGCACCUUCUUCUCGGGCCAGAGCACCUCUUCUCGGGCCAGAGCACCUCUUCUCGGCCCGACACACUCUUCUGA
Messenger RNA from Knipowitschia caucasica, 717 nucleotides. NCBI's taxonomy places the organism in Eukaryota, Metazoa, Chordata, Actinopteri, Gobiiformes, Gobiidae. The record is from the annotation of a GenBank genome assembly.